AUGGCACCUCAAUCAUCGCAGUCCGCACCUUCACCGUCUCUCAAACGAAAGCAGCCAAGCAUUUCUAGCUUCUUCACCCAGAAACCCUCAUCCAGCUCUUCACCAAAAGAAUCCGAAUCGACUCCGACCAAGGGACGCAAGAAAACACAGGCCUCGCCAGCGGAGAAAAUCAACGAGUCUAAACGAGCCGAACCGGUGGGAGAGGAUGACGACGGGGACAUCGUUGCGCCAGCUCCAAAACGAGCCAGGAUCACCGAGUCAAGCGCAGAAGAGCCUAUUCGAGUUGCUGCGAGCGUACCAUUCGAACAUAAUUCGCAGCCGAGCAGCAGCCAACGCACUGAUAUUUUCAAGUUCCAAAGCUCUCCUGCCAUUGCUACUGGACCACCUGCUACAGAUUCCACAGAGAAAGUGGACCCAGAACAGGAACAACGGAAGAAGGAAAAGGAGAAGCUGCACCAGAAAUUUGUCAAGAAGCUCGGUGGGGCCGAUUGCUUGAUUGGAAUUGGCAGGACUGCUGUAAACGACUCCGCCGCCGGAGCAGAUGAGCCUGCCGAAGCUGAGGAUGAUGAUGAACCUCCUCCUCCUCCAACCAAGGGCAAGGGUGCCAAAAAGGGUGGAAGCAAACUCACACCCAUGGAAAAGCAGGUUGUGGAGAUUAAGCGCAAGCACAUGAACACUGUACUCGUAAUUGAAGUCGGUUACAAGUUCCGCUUCUUUGGAGAGGAUGCACGUAUUGCCGCGAAGGAGUUGGGCAUUGUGUGCAUCCCAGGAAAGUUCAGAUUUGAUGAACAUCCCUCAGAGGCACAUCUUGACCGAUUUGCUUCAGCCAGCAUUCCUGUGCACCGACUUCAUGUCCAUGUAAAACGACUCGUCACAGCAGGCCACAAAGUCGGCGUAGUGCGACAGAUUGAGACAGCUGCACUCAAGGCUGCGGGUGAUAACCGCAAUGCGCCCUUUGUUCGCAAAUUGACAAAUCUCUACACCAAAGGUACCUACAUCGAUGAUGCCGAAGGUCUCGAAGGUCCUGCUCCGGCAGCGGGAGGCACUUCACCUGCUACGGGCUACAUGCUCUGUAUGACGGAAAAUAACGCCAAGGGCCCGGGUAACGAUGAGCGGGUGCAUGUCGGAAUCAUUGCAGUUCAGCCAGCUACAGGUGAUAUCAUCUACGACGAUUUUGAGGAUGGCUUUAUGCGAAGCGAGAUCGAGACACGACUCCUACACAUUGCUCCCUGUGAGAUUUUGAUAGUUGGCGAAAUGUCCCGUGCUAGCGAGAAGCUUGUUCAGCAUUUGUCCGGAAGCAAAAUGAAUGUUUUCGGAGAUGCCGUGCGACUGGAACGGGCUCAGAAGAAGAAGACAUCUGCUGCUGAGGCUCACAGUCAUGUAUCAGGUUUCUACGCUGGCAAAAUGAAAGCUACCAGUACUCAAGAGGACGCUCAGGCUGCAAAGUUGCUUCAAAAUGUUCUUGAAUUACCGGAGCAGGUUACUAUGUGUCUGUCCGCUAUGAUCGAGCACAUGACUGAGUAUGGUCUGGAGCAUGUCUUUGACCUGACAAAAUACUUCCAACCUUUCUCGGCUCGUUCACACAUGCUCUUAAAUGGAAAUACCUUGGUCAGUUUGGAGAUUUAUCAGAACCAAACGGAUCAUUCGGCCAAGGGUAGUCUGUUCUGGACCCUGGAUCGGACGCAGACUCGCUUCGGACAACGUAUGCUGCGGCAAUGGGUUGGACGGCCUUUGCUUGACAAGGUCCGUCUGGAGGAAAGGACCAAUGCUGUUGAGGAGCUGACGGCUUCUGCGCGGGUGGCCUCUGUGGAAAGAGUGCGAAGUUUGCUCAGCAAGGUCAAGAGUGACCUCGAGAAGAGCUUGAUUCGCAUUUACUAUGGAAAGUGCACGCGCCCUGAACUUUUAAAUGUGCUGCAAGCUAUGCAAAUGAUUGCGAUGGAAUUCGCAGAUAUCAAAACGCCCGCUCAGACUGGCUUUGACUCAACACUAGUGAGCGAAGCAAUCGCCGCUCUGCCCACCAUCCGAGCAGAAGUCGUCAAGUUUCUGGACAAGAUAAAUCUGCACGCUGCUCGAACCGACGACAAAUACUCUUUUUUCCGUGAAUCACAAGAGACAGAAGCUAUCGGUGAUCACAAGCUCCAGAUCGGAAGCAUUGAGCACAAUCUCUCUGAACAUCGGAAAGAGGCAGCUUCAACAAUUGGAAGAGGCAAAGUUGAAUACUCAACAGUAUCUGGCAUCGAGUACCUAAUCGAAAUCGAAAACAACUCACCAGCACUGAAGCGCGUCCCAGCAUCAUGGAUCAAAGUAAGUGGCACAAAACGAGUAUCACGCUUUCACACACCAGAAGUCGUCCAAAUGAUCCGAGAGCGUGACCAGCAAAAAGAAGCCCUGGCCGCAGCAUGCGACCAAGCAUUCUCAGCCCUACUAGCGGACAUCGCAGCGCAGUACCAGUCCUUCCGCGAUUGCGUCCAAUCUCUCGCAACAUUGGACUGCCUGCUAUCCCUAGCAACAAUUGCCCAACAACCGGGCUACGUCAAGCCAGAAUACACAGACGAAGCAGGCCUCCACAUCGAACAAGGCCGACACCCAAUGGUCGAACACCUCCUCACCAACACGUACGUACCCAACGACACAACCCUGCAUCACGACAACACACGGGCACUCCUCGUCACUGGCCCAAACAUGGGCGGUAAAUCCAGCUACGUACGACAAGUAGCGCUCAUCGCAAUCAUGGGCCAAAUCGGCUCCUACGUCCCAGCAGCCUCCGCCAAGCUCGGUCUCCUGGAUGCAGUCUUCACUCGCAUGGGAGCGUUCGACAACAUGCUCGCCGGCGAGUCAACAUUCAUGGUCGAGCUCUCCGAAACAGCAGACAUCCUCAAGCAAGCAACGCCACGGUCCCUGGUAAUCCUCGACGAACUGGGCCGCGGGACAUCGACGCACGACGGUGUUGCCAUCGCGCAGGCCGUGCUCGAUUACAUGGUCCGCUCCAUUCAAUCCCUCACACUCUUCAUCACGCACUACCAACACCUCUCACGGAUGGUGCAAUCCUUCCCAGAUAAUGCCCUCCGUAAUGUGCACAUGAAGUUCACAGAGACGGGCGAGAAGGAGGGCGACGAGCAGAUUACAUUCCUGUAUGAAGUCACCGAAGGCGUUGCGCAUCGCAGUUACGGAUUGAAUGUGGCUCGGUUGGCUAACUUGCCCUCGGCGGUUAUUGAUGUUGCUCGCCAGAAGAGCGCUCAGCUUGAGGAGUCUAUUCGUCGGAAACGGUUGGCUGGGCUUGUUAGUGCUGUUGGGCGUGUUCUUGAUGGCAAGGACGGGGAUGGGGAUUCUGCUGGUGAUCGGCUGCUUGAAAGGCUUGUGGCUAGUGCUGAGCAGUUGUAG
This is a messenger RNA of Penicillium nucicola, 3381 nucleotides long. RefSeq names its product mismatch repair protein MSH3 (gene msh3). Gene Ontology annotation, molecular function: ATP binding; mismatched DNA binding; ATP-dependent DNA damage sensor activity. The record is from RefSeq and is a predicted model, not a curated record. Gene Ontology annotation, cellular component: nucleus. Lineage: Eukaryota; Fungi; Ascomycota; Eurotiomycetes; Eurotiales; Aspergillaceae. The coding region runs from base 1 to 3381 and encodes 1126 amino acids. Gene Ontology annotation, biological process: mismatch repair; mitotic recombination. The transcript is spliced from 3 exons.